CUCAAUGGCGACUCCCGUGCAAUCCGCAAUGUCCGCAGGGCAACCACUGAGUCUUGCAGAUGUGGAUCAAUUGGUCCAGACCCUACGCCCCCUGACAGAGGAGCAACUGAAGACACUGAGGGACCAGCUCUGUCCAGGAGAUGUCUCUGUGGGCGACACGUUGGAGGACGUCCUUCGGUACUGGAUCGAACAUGAGUCAAAUCCCACGAGACGUCUACUGGAGCAGAAACUACAGGCUCUUGGUCCUGAAAGCGAAGGAGCAGAGUUGCCGGACGAAUCAAAACCUAGCAUAGUUAAAAGAAUUUUUGGUGCUUUUUCUGAGCGUGGAAAACGACUGGUGAAGAAUGCAGAGAUCAAAGACCUCAUCGACAAAUGCGGAAAAGGCAACAGGGAAGCAGUUGGUGAUCUUUUGACGAAAAUCAAACCCAACGUGGUCCAUAACAGGCAGACUCCGUUGCUGGCAGCUAGUCUGAUGGGUCAUCUGAACAUUGUGAAAGACCUAGUGGAGGCUAAAGCAGAUGUCAACUUUGUCACUGAAGGAAGGGCUGGGAGGCCGGCACUGAAUGCUGCAUGUAGUCGUGGUCAUUAUGAAGUGGCUGAGUACCUACUGGACCAGGGAGCCUCUGUCAAUGCCACAGACGGGGAACAGUUUUCAGCUCUCCAUGAAGCCACUUUCAACGGCCAUCCAAGAGUGGCCAAACUACUCAUCGAGAGAGGAGCGGACAUUGAGAAGAACUCUAAUGAUGGGAGUACAGCUCUAAUGGUUGCCAGUGCAGGGGGAGACGUGGAGACAGUAAAACUGCUGCUGGAACGCAGAGCUAACUCUUCCCACCGACUGCCUAAGUGGGGCAGGACUGCAAUCCACAAUGCUGCCUCCAGGGGUCAAGCUAAGGUGGUGGAACUGCUACUGGAGGCCGCUGACUGUCCUAUUGACGACCAAGACAGCGCUGGGGCAACCCCACUUAUCAUGGCCGUACGAGGUUCGUUGAUGAGAAACACCCUUGAGAAAGUGGCUAGAGCACGUGCCGGCCUUCUGGAAACUGUGAGAUUCCUCGUUGGUGCAGGGGCCAACCUCAAUAUCCAGGACAAGACUGGGAAGACAGUUCUGAUGUUUGCUGCCAAGGACAAGCGCUUGGAUGAGGUCAAAGUACUGGUUGAAGCUGGAGCUGACCUCAACAUACAGGACCAGGAGAAGGGCUGGUCGGCAAUUUUCUUUGCUGCUGAGAAAGCAGAUGUACCGAUGGCUCAGCUCCUCUGUGAAGCUGGAGCCAAUCUUGAUCUACGGGACAAGAAAAAGAAGAGUGUCCUGGAUGUGGCAAAGACCUACAGUCCAACAAUCCACGAGAUGCUGGAGAAGGCAAAGUCAGAGAAAAAUAAACCUGGGAAGGAUGAAGGCAGAGAAGAGAUUAAUUCUCAAAAACAAAGAACUGAGGAUGACGCUGCAACCGUGGAACAAACUGUACAUUAAUAUCACUGCCACAGAUGCCUCCUUACUACAAGUACGACGACAGAUACCCAGAAUACGGGUUCUUUGGAAAUCCGUGGAAGCAGACGGUCACAAGCGGCUGGCGCUCACAUCAGCUGGAGGGAGGAGAUAGGGUGGAGUUUGUUAUCCCUCACGGGGCAGUCCCUCGCGGACAGAGAGCUGGAACGAGUGUCUGGCCGUGUUGUGACGGUCCGUUCUCAUUGCCCAUGACUAUGAACUAGCCAGCCCUGUGUUCCUCGCUCUCUCCCUCGUUUCAAUUCUCACGUGACGUAACUCUCAGAAUGUACCACUAUUCAAACUUGGAAACUGUGGAGGACUGUGAGGAAAUGGUCUUCUUUCUGCAUCUGCCACUUUGUCGCACACACAGAGCAAUCGAGUGUAUCAUUUAAAGUCCUGGGAAAUGGGGUUUUGAGCCCGAUCAGGGUUAUGGUCGAGUAUUUCAGAGGCUCAUUUCUGUCUAAAAGCUGCUGGUCGAAAACGCAAUAAAAGAAAACGGGGCUAAACAUCGAUAUGUCUGCCAAAUGUAUAGAAUAAAGGAGUUCGAGGAUAAGGAUAAGGCUAUUUUUCAUGCGUUUUCUUGACCAUAGAGAGUUCUUUUCGCUCAACUCAGAGAAAAUGUAAAGAACAUUCCACUGAUAUGAGACACUUUCAUCUGAGUCAAUAACUGUACUAGAAAACACUAUAGAUUUGCAGUGGCCUCAUUACAGGUUGGAGGGUCACCCCAAACAGCGCCCCUGUCAGCUGACAAAAAGAUAUGUUGGACUCCCACCAGAGAAUUCCUAUCCCCCUAUGAUCAAGUUGAAAAUUCAACCCACAACUUUCACUUGCGAUCCACUGAAGUUCCAGUGGAGAUAGUUGGCAUCAGAGAGGCAAGAAAGACAUUCAUACUGAAUCCAAAAUUACGACCAGGGACUUCGCUAUCAUCACCAACUUCUUCUGGUCCAUUCAGUCCACACCGGCUCCAGUCCCCACAGACUCCUCUAACAGGACAGUCACUUCGCGUUUGCAACAACUGACGUCACUUUCAAGCUCUCCUACCUCUCUCUGCGGCACCUGGCCGACCAUGGAGACUCAAAGACAUUGAUGAUCGUCAAUCAGUCGUAGUCAUCCCUUGCUGAAAUAGCCAGAAAAUCGCCCCACUGGAGAACCUCUGGUCCAUACCUCGUACCUCACGACCACAGGAGAGGAGCUUGUCCAAAAUACAGGACUAUGGAAUGCAGACAGACGAGAAUUUCUGGAGGAUGGGAAGGGAUGAAUUGAGAGGAGAGGGGCCUACGUACAGAGCCCUCAUCACCUCGCCACAGGGGAGCAGACGACAGCAUUGCGGACUGUGUGAGAUCACUCUGCUAGAGAA
Geodia barretti is the source of this 2840-nucleotide messenger RNA. The record is from the annotation of a GenBank genome assembly. Lineage: Eukaryota; Metazoa; Porifera; Demospongiae; Tetractinellida; Geodiidae.